CUGUGUAUAUCUUCAGAAGAAUAGACUGAGGGUCUGCGGCGUUCGCGAUCGUUUCCAGUGUUUUGACGAUGCGUAGUGCGACACGGUGAGUGAUCGCGAACUGGAUUGCACUUGCGUGGGAUCCUUGCCGCCCGACCUCUCAAACAUCGCAGGCUUUGGCCAAAAUGCAAAACUGGAUGGGUGAACUUCCACAUUCCUUGCGCAGUCUUCCCCUAGCCUACAUUGCCAUUCCUGGGUCGCAUGAUUCGUUCACGUAUUCGCUACGUCUUUCGUCCACGGUUGGACCAGAUCAACCCGCGUACAUUAGAAGGCUUGUGAGGGUUUCCGGGCCCAUAGGACGACGGGUACUAAUGAACUGGAGUAGAACCGAGGACAUGUCAGCCGUUGAACAACUGAAUAUAGGUGUUAGGUACCUGGACUUCCGACUCGUGCGAGCCAAAAAUGAGAAGAGAGUAGAAAUCAUUCAUGGGUUGUAUGGGGCCGAGCUGGAGCCGUUAUUGAAGGAGAUUCGUAGGUUUCUCGGCUCGCAUCUUGGCGAAGUUGUGAUCUUAGACUUUCAACACUUCUAUAAGUUCGAUGAUGCGACGCAUGCGGAAGUUGUGAAUAUCAUCAGGCGUGUUUUCGGUUGCAUGCUGUGUCCCGUGCAACGUCGAGUUGAAGCGGUCUCUCUAAACUGGAUGGCUGUUCAGUCGUGUCAAGUCAUCGCAAUUUAUAGGCAUGAAUCUCGAAAAUUGGAUCCUGAUGUACUCUGGCCUACAUGUGCCUUCCCGAACCCUUGGCCCAACACGGUGAUGUCACAAAAGCUAGUCGAAUCUCUGGACGCAGGUUUGCGAUCAAGAGCAGAUCAACGAGGGUUUUUCAUUUCGCAAGGAGUACUCACCCCGAACUUCAGCUACGUGGCACGACACAUUUUUUCGACUCUAAAAGCCUCUCUAGUCCCGAAAGCGGAAUCGCUCAUCAUGGAUUGGAUCAUGUCUCAAAGUGCUGGGGAAGGCGGGGUGAACAUCCUGAUGGUUGACAGUCCGUCAUUGGUGUUUUGUCGAGAGGUAAUUCGUUUGAAUUACAAACUGUUGCCUCGUGUGUCUGUUGCCGGUGUGACGCACUGAAGUUCUCGAGCUUAGUGAAUUUCGCGUUGCUGAGUUCUGGCGCGAUUAUCCGAUGGGAAAGCUACUUGUAUUAUUCCUUCCGGAAGAUUCAACCAGACUUUCAAGGAUCGGAAGGACCGAUCGGUUGAUAAUAGUUUUGGUACAAAUAGUUCACGAUCGUUAAAAUUGCUCGUUUAAGGUCAUUAAUUUCAUGCCUGUGGCUUUGGAAUUAGCUCGUUGGUUUCGAGAACUACUGUAUACUGGAUCACGUUUCUGAUUUAUUCCUAACGACAGGUUCCGUAGUUCUGUGACUGGUUCCGUAAAUGGUUCGAGAUUGAUUCUUAAAUGAUCGUGGUAUGAAACUGUUGAAGUUACCAGAAUGCUCGGAAAAACCACGUUAUAUUGCCUGAUCACGAUUCAAUUCCACUUUCGUUUUCCAGAGGUAUUUAUGAAUUGGUUCUUCCAUUAUAGGAUUGUCUUAUUUGGUCUUCCGUUGUUGAAUUAAGUUCGGAUCAUGAGAUGCACAAGGUUGCGCUCAAGGAGUGCUCUGAGAGAGCUUUGUUCAGUUCGUUCAAUUACGAUAAUCACGGUGGUGCUUCUAAAUGACCUGAAUAUUUGCUCGGGAAAGAAUUGGGAUCUCAUUGUAUUCUAGAACCUGUGAAUGUCUACAUUUUGAAAAUUGCGAUUGAUGAGAGUGGAUUCCUCGGAAUAGAAGUAGGGAUCUUGCGAAGUUGAGUUGCGGUGCUGUCCUGCAGGGGAUUUGAAUUUAAGUUUUUGCUUCUCCCCUGAAAUUCUGUUGUGCUUUCCGAGAACGUGAAUGUGAAUCCCGUUGGACCGAAAUAUUCGUCGGAAAAAUUUUUUUUCCUCGGUUGCACGAAACGAGCUAAAGUAAUUGCAUAUUCACCACUCUAAAGUUUUUUUCUUUUUUCAGCCUGCGAGGCUUCUUGAAAGUACAGUAUGAACUGGUUGAGCUCGAAUUUUCGAUAGAAAGAGCAAAUAUUUUAUUUUGAAUGACACUUCCAUUUCUUCGCUGAAAUUUUUUCCCAAACUUAUCGUCCAUUGCUUCGUCUUUGAUUCGAGGCUCAAAGAUCGAAUUGUUGCAAUGAGCUUUGUACCUUUGUAAAGACGCUGGAGGCAGCUCAAAAUUCCCAGAGAUGCAAGAUAAACUUGGUUUGAUUUCUGAAUUGAUCAUGUUUUGCUUCGAAGACAUGCUCCAAUAAAGCGCCGCAGCUCAACUAAGCAUUUCUCUAUGUUUCGUGAAUGAACAUUGGUGAGCCGUGUCCUGGUUGCUUUCGCUGUUGAUGUCUUUUACCUCAACCAACCCUCGGACUGCAACACAUCGUGAUACCUUUGAAUUAGGAGGACCGCCUAAACGUGGCUGAACAUUUUUGACUGAGAGAAGAGAGCCAGUUUAAGUGUAUUGUCGACGAUGGUGAUGAGGAGGGAAUGUUGCGUAAUCGUUGUCGGAUUCAAACCGUGCUACCUCGUUCAUCGUGCGUAGAGAGGAAAUGAACCACUUCAGUGGUUGUGUUGCAGUAACCUAUGCUGCAGAAUGUAACUGAAACCUGUAUCCACGCAGAAACCCUGUCGAGCGCGAGAGGGUGGCUAUUACUUGGCGUGAAGCGUUUCAUGUGUUGGAAAUCGUAAGAUUUGUUCCGCGUAUUCAGCUCGAAUUGCGAAGAAAUUCUUCAGCGGUGGAAUAAGUCGUUUGUUGAAACGUCGUGAAACUCGUCUUUCUCUGUCAUGAUGGUUUUGUCUUUGGUUCGCGUCCCUUCAUGCCUUCCCCAGGAUUCCUGGAGAGAAUCGAAAUAUUUGCCCGUUCUGAGACGCGUAUUAAGUAUUGUGAAAGAAGGGAACCGAUUGACACGGAGGCGAUGUAUUUCUAGCUCCUAGAAUGUGAUUAAUUGAAGAUGAAAUGGAAUUUUGUUCAUGGCUUCAUUCGUAAGACAUCAGUGAAGUGCGAUGUGAAUCAGGAAAAACGUUAUCCGUAGUCGUAACUUCGUGAGGUUUAUUGAUUUGGUUCACAAACUCUUGUUUUCGUACGUGACGCCUUCUGAUCAUGAAUUCAUCGUCUGGACCUGUACAGUGUCUUCUUUUUUUUCGUCUGACGCAAGUUGGCCCGCGGUUCCUUAGGUUUAUUUUGUGCCGUAGUUCACAUUGAUCGAAGUUAUGUUCGUCGUACAUUGAUGUCUGGCCUGUUCGCGUUAAAGUCGCGAUUGUAACCAUUUCCAGGUGUUCGGUUACCGGUGUAUUUUUGUGAUGCAGCCAUUGCCUGUGUUCUGAGUUGCUCGUGUGAUCAAUACGUGACGAUUAAUGUCAUGCGUACUUGAUUAUGUGAUUCUAUAAUUUUUGUUUGAUUUUUACUUGAGUGAAGUUCGUAAAAGACGGUUUUUUCCAUUGCUCUUCUGCAGGCUCGUUAUCCCAUUCGUGCCU
Notodromas monacha is the source of this 3518-nucleotide messenger RNA. The record is from the annotation of a GenBank genome assembly. NCBI's taxonomy places the organism in Eukaryota, Metazoa, Arthropoda, Ostracoda, Podocopida, Cyprididae.